This is a messenger RNA of Loxodonta africana (African savanna elephant), 7111 nucleotides long. It is a transcript of the gene MYB, whose product is annotated as MYB proto-oncogene, transcription factor. Gene Ontology annotation, cellular component: nucleus. NCBI's taxonomy places the organism in Eukaryota, Metazoa, Chordata, Mammalia, Proboscidea, Elephantidae. Gene Ontology annotation, biological process: positive regulation of transcription by RNA polymerase II; mitotic cell cycle. The record is from RefSeq and is a predicted model, not a curated record. Gene Ontology annotation, molecular function: DNA-binding transcription factor activity, RNA polymerase II-specific; RNA polymerase II cis-regulatory region sequence-specific DNA binding. The coding region runs from base 2433 to 4937 and encodes 834 amino acids. The transcript has 15 exons.
GCCGGGAGGGGUGGGAGCCUUGAACUUGCCUCAGGGCGGGGGAAGAGAAACCCCGCUGCGGGCCUGAAGCCGUUUCUUGCUGGGCGAGCGUCAACUCCGCAGAGAUUAUUAACCAGGUCAGCGAAAUGAGUCUGAACCCCUUUUCUAGAAUCACAGUAGCAGCCACAAGGCACUUCCUCCCGCUCCCCACCCUCUUCCCAACCCCUAGCGCCCCUUUUCUUUUUCGUUUCUUUGCACGGUUUGUUUCCUUGACAGAAUGUAAUAUUCAUAGUUGUACUCCUGUAACCACACCGGGUCUAGCAGGUGGGGAGUCGAGUGCAUCAACCCUGAAAUCAUCUUUUGAAAGUCCUCUGACUGUUGGGUCUGAGAUCUUGUCAGAGCAGAUAAAGGAAAAGUUAUUUCAGGUCUUUAGUUGAAAUUAAUCAUGCUACAAAGGCGACCUGGACAAACGUAGAGCCAGGAAAUCGCUUGCAGAGCUCAAAGGGGAGCCUCCGUGCCACAUAGUCAGGGGGCUGACUAUGUGAGGGCCCUGGACUCGCCCUGCCCCCCUCGUGGCCCCUUAGAGGCCUGCAGAAGUCACAUACCACAUUUUCCCCUAAGGCCUGGUUUUGCACAUCUCUGUUUCUGUGCUUACUUUUUCAGUGGCACCAAAGAAAUGGAAUCAUCCAUUAUUAGCGCUGAGAAGUACCUUAGAAAGCGAAUCCAAGCCUUUAUUUUGAGGCAAGGAAACUGAGGUCCUAAGAGAGAGGAAGUGAUUUGUCCAAAUCAGGCAGCUCGAUGGAGGCAGAGCUGGGACUGGCACCUUUGCCCCCAGAACCCCGGUUCUAUUUGAUUCCUAUUCUCCCUCACCUGAUGUUGGCUGCCCCCUGUGGGCGGUUGAAUAUGUUGCUUGUACCUGAGGGCCAAGCUGUUUCCAAGAGAGAUGUGCCCAAUUACUAGUUUGGAAAACGUAGCCUUCAGUUCUGAAAAGGUUGUCUCCAGAUCCAGUCAAACCUAGAAAGUUAAAACGAGUUGGAUCUGUGACUCCAUGUUUGGAUUACUCUGGUUUUCCCGGUAUCCCUGAUGUUUCACAAGGCUGCCACUUCAUUUGGGGACUUUCCUAGGAAUUCCCUGUCAACCUUUCAGAAGAUGCUGACCUACGGCUCCAAAUAUUAUAAUUUUUUUUUGCUUUAUGAUGCUUAUAUUUCAUAUGAAAAGGAAACUGUAGUAAUUAUUAUUAACCAGAAAUUGUUCAUUGCCUCCUGUUUACAAUGUGAAACAGAACUAGGCUCUUGUUUAAAAGGAUAGCUCCUAAAUGAAAGAAAUGAUUACAGAUUAUAAAUACACUUUAGUGGACUUUUUUUGUGGUAACAUUUUAAAUUUGGAUCACAUCCUGCCUGUCACUGUACAUCCUGGGUCUUCAUAUUGUUAUCCAAAAUCAUAGGUUUAAAUUAUAAGAACCCCAGACUCAGGAUUUUUGGCAAGCACUGUAGCUUGACUUGUAGGGCUCAGUAAAAUACACUUGUGAAUUAGUUUGGAAAGAUAAAACCUGAUGAGACUAUAAAUUUCUUUUUUUUUAAAUAAUAAAUUACAUUAUGACAUUGCUUUAUAUUAGUAUUGUUAAUGCUCCCAAUUUGGUGGAUUUCUCAAUAUUACAAUGAUACAUUUUCCUCAUAUUUUAAAUUUUAUAAGUAACAUUAUAACUAAAAGUACUCUCAUCUAUACAGUACCUGAUUAAUAAACAUUAAAUAUAGAGUUACUUCAAAAGUCAUCAAAAUUCCUUGCUUUGGUCAGCUAUGUAACAGAAAAAGCUCUUUUAAAAACAGCCGUGAGUUCUUUUUAAACCCACAGAUUUAUUCUGGGGGGAAUCCCUUAGUUUUGAAUUAGGUACAUUCUGGGAUAUUUCAAACACCAUUUAGUGAAAGGCAAUAACAACAAAAGAGUAACUAAGAUCCUGACUAUAAGUGGCCUAUUAUCCCCUCUGGUUCUUUGGAAACUGAGUAUUCUAAGCAUAGCCACAGGUUGGAUCUACCUGAGCCUGAGUUUUGAACAGUUUGAUAUUAAUGUUAUUUACAAAACACUUGGAUCAUUUAAUGGUCUUAUUUAUCCUUCCUCAGGGGUUUAAAUCCAUCCUCUUAGACUCUUCUGAUCCUCUAAUCUUUAAGGGAUGAUUAUAAUUAUAUUAUUGAGUAUAUUACAACUUGAAUUUUUUCUCUUUUAAUAAGUCACCAGCCCCGUUGAAAUAACAUACUCGAGUUGUUUAUUGUUUGGGAAAUGUUAUUUAAACAAUGUGACGUAUGCCAAGGCUUUGGAGUGUGUUCUUAUAUAAAGGAUAUGGGCUCUUGUUCCUUUUACUGUCUCUAACAUUAAGUCUUAAAUGUAAACCUCCAUUGGUGGGAAGGUUGCCAAAUGUAUAACUUGUCCCUAGUCUAACAGUAACAACAGGUUUAAACAUGCAGAGUAAUAAGAAAGUGCCAGGUCCUUUGCCGUAUCUGUGGAUACCAAUAACAGCAGAGCCAGUUUACAAUGCUGGAGCGACAGAAUGCAGAAUAAAAUCUUGUUGUGCAAGUUUUCAGAGUUUUAUCUUCGUAAACUUUGAAAAAGAUUGUUGGGGAGUUUUUGUGGAAAGUUUUGUAAUCCAAGAGUUUAAAUCCUCUUGUUCCAGCUUACGUCUGCCCACUUUUAUUUCUGGCAGCAUAUACAGUAGUGAUGAGGAUGAUGAAGACAUUGAGAUGUGUGAUCACGACUAUGAUGGGCUGCUUCCCAAGUCUGGAAAGCGUCAUUUGGGGAAAACUAGGUGGACCAGGGAAGAGGAUGAAAAACUAAAGAAGCUGGUGGAACAGAAUGGAACAGAUGACUGGAAAAUUAUUGCCAACUAUCUCCCGAAUCGAACAGAUGUGCAGUGUCAGCAUCGAUGGCAGAAAGUACUAAACCCUGAACUCAUCAAAGGUCCUUGGACCAAAGAAGAAGACCAGAGAGUGAUAGAGCUUGUACAGAAAUACGGUCCGAAACGUUGGUCUGUUAUUGCCAAGCACUUAAAGGGGAGAAUUGGAAAACAAUGUAGGGAGAGGUGGCAUAACCACUUGAAUCCAGAAGUUAAGAAAACCUCCUGGACAGAAGAGGAAGACAGAAUUAUUUACCAGGCACACAAGAGACUGGGGAACAGAUGGGCAGAAAUCGCAAAGCUACUGCCUGGACGAACUGAUAAUGCUAUCAAGAACCACUGGAAUUCUACAAUGCGUCGGAAGGUCGAACAGGAAGGCUAUCUACAGGAGUCGCCUAAAGUCAGUCAGCCAACAGUGGCCACAAGUUUUCAGAAGAACAGUCAUUUGAUAGGUUUUCCUCAUGCUCCACCUUCAGCUCAGCUCCCUCCAAAUGGCCAGCCCUCAGUUAACAAUGACUAUUCCUAUUACCACAUUUCUGACGCACAAAAUGUCCCUGGUCAUGUUCCAUAUCCUGUAGCGUUACAUGUAAAUAUAGUCAAUGUCCCUCAGCCAGCUGCUGCAGCCAUUCAGAGACACUAUAAUGAUGAAGACCCGGAGAAAGAAAAGCGAAUAAAGGAAUUAGAAUUGCUCCUAAUGUCAACUGAGAAUGAGCUAAAAGGGCAGCAGGCGCUAUCAACACAGAACCACACAUGCAGCUACCCCGGGUGGCACAGCACCGCCAUCGCCGACCACAGCAGACCUCAUGGAGACAGUGCACCUGUUUCCUGUUUGGGAGAGCACCACUCCACUCCAUCUCUGCCAGUGGAUCCUGGCUCUCUACCGGAAGAAAGCGCGUCUCCAGCAAGGUGCAUGAUCGUCCACCAGGGCACCAUUCUGGACAAUGUUAAGAACCUCUUAGAAUUUGCAGAAACACUCCAAUUUAUAGAUUCCGAUUCUUCAUCAUGGUGUGAUCUCAGCAGUUUUGAAUUCUUUGAAGAAGCAGAUUUUUCACCUAGCCAACACCACGCAGGCAAAGCCCUACAGCUUCAGCAAAGAGAGGGCAAUGUGAAUAGACCUGCAGGAGAGCCUAGCACGAGGUUGAACAAACGCAUGUUGAGCGAGGGUUCACUUGACCUACCCAAGCCCUUCCCUCCUACAAGACACAGCACAGUUCCACUGGUCAUCCUUCGAAAAAGGCGGGGGCAGGCCAGCCCCUUAGCCGCCGGAGACUCUAGCUCCUUCAUAUUUGCUGACGUCAGCAGUUCAAGUCCCAAGCGUUCCCCUGUCAAAAGCCUACCCUUCUCUCCCUCGCAGUUUUUAAACACUUCCAGUAACCAUGAAAACUUAGACUUGGAAAUGCCUUCUUUAGCUUCCACCCCUCUCAAUGGUCACAAAUUGACUGUUACAACGCCAUUUCAUAGAGACCAGACUGUGAAAACUCAAAAGGAAAAUACUAUUUUUAGAACUCCAGCUAUCAAAAGGUCAAUCCUAGAAAGCUCUCCAAGAACUCCUACACCGUUCAAACAUGCACUUGCAGCUCAAGAAAUUAAAUAUGGCCCCCUGAAGAUGCUACCUCAGACACCAUCUCAUCUAGUGGAAGACAUACAGGAUGUGAUCAAACAGGAAUCUGAUGAAUCUGGAAUGGUUGCUGAAUUUCAAGAAAACGGACUGCCUUUACUGAAGAAAAUCAAACAAGAGGUGGAAUCUCCAACUGAUAAAGCGGGAAACUUCUUCUGCUCAAACCAUUGGGAAGGGGAGAGUCUGAACGCUCAGUUAUUUACGCAGUCAUCACCUGGGGCAGAUGUGCCAAACAUUCUCACAAGUUCCGUUUUAAUGACGCCAGUAUCAGAAGAUGAAGACAAUGUUCUCAAAGCAUUUACAGCUCCUAAAAACAGGUCCCUGGCGAGUCCCUUGCAGCCUUGUAGCAGUGCCUGGGAAUCUGCAUCCUGUGGAAAGACAGAGGAUCAGAUGACGGCUUCCAGUCAGGCUCGGAAAUAUGUGAAUGCAUUCUCGGCCCGGACUCUGGUCAUGUGAGAUGUUUCCAGACAAGCAUUAUGGUUUUCAGAACACUUCAAGUUGACUUGGGAUCUAUCAUUCCUCUACAUGAAACUUUUCAUGAAUGGGAGAAGAGCCUAUUUUUGUUGUGGUACAACAGUUGAGAGCAGCACAAAGUGCAUUUAGUUGACCGAAAUCUUAUUGGAUUUCAUCCAACUAAAAGAAUUUUUUAAAAAAUAAAUAACAGUCUUACCUAAAUUAUUAGGUAAUGAAUUGUCAUCAAUUGUUAAUAUCUUAAUGCAAAAUUUUUUUAAACAUAAAGUGAUUUAUCUGUAUUUUAGAGGAUCCAACAAACCAGUAUUUUCUCCUGUGAUGACUUCUUUGAAUUUUUACAUUAAGAAAAGGUACUCCAAUAUUUCACUUUCCUCAAUCACUAAACACAAUAUAUUGAUUAAAAAAAAAAAAAAAUCAGCAUAAGCAUUACUCUAGAUGUUGACUUAAUACCAUGGGAUAAUUAACCAAGAUUGUAAAUGCUCAUUUAUGGUUAAUAGCAUUGGGGGUACAUUUACUGUACUAAACCAUUUUAUGAGUUUUUGUUAGCUUGCUUUAAAAAUUAUUACUGUAUGAAAUAGUUUUAUAAAAAAAAUUAUAUUUUUAUUCAGUAAUUUAAUUUUGUAAAUGCCAAAUGAAAAAUGUGUUUUGCUGCUAUGGUCUUAGCCUGUAGACAUUGCUGCUAGUUUCAGAGGGGCAGUAGAGCUUUGGAUGGAAAGAAAAGAAACUUGGUGUUAGGUAAUUGACUAUGCACUAGUAUUUCAAACUUUUUUUAUUUUUUAUAUAUAUAUAUACAUACAUAUAUAUAUACAUUUUUUCCUUUUGUAAUACAUUGGAAAACUUAUUUGGGAGAUUUUGCAUUUGUUGUUGUUGUUUGUUAUUGUUGGUUUUUAAGAGCAAUGCAUUGCACUUCUUUUUUGGGAGAUCUAUGUUGUUGAUGUCCUGUGUUUUGUUUUGAGUUCAGCCUGACUGCUCUUUAAUUCAGGGUUGUGUGUUUUAUCGCAUCCAUGGUUUCUAAGUGUAUGGUGUCAGAACUGCUGCACGGAGCCUGAGUUUGCAGCUGGGAGACAGAAGACUGGGGUUGAUACCCAGUUGCUGCCUUAAGAACAUUUGGUGCAAGAUGGCCGGCACUAAACUUUUGAUAUGAGAGUGUACUUACUGCCUUGUAGAGAAAUAAAGCUGUGCCCUUAUUUUACUUACUUUUGACUUCUCUCUUAUUUGUGAUCAUGGACAAUAAUCAGACUUAAAAGAAAAUGAAGGCAACACGGUACAAUUAAUAAAUUGCCCAGAUUCUGAACUCAAUGUGAUAAAGCCAAGAAUCAUACUUUGGAGAAAGAGGAGCAGACAAACCAAUUUAAAAAGUACACAAAAUAAUCAUGUGCAGAAUACCAACUGUAAGGGAUCUUCCAGACUGUAUCAGCCAGGGUUCCAGCAGCAUUCCAACUGGGAUGAUGUGAGGGGAGUUCAUUUACAAAGAGACUGGUACCAUAGAUGUGGGCAGGGUGUAGUGGAACCACAGGCAUAGUGCAGGCACGUGGAUAUAGGCCUCAUGCUACUACCACCUAGAGGGGGAGAGUUGUGGAAAGCAGGAACCCUUGAGUGGAAUUGGGACUUCUGGCAAAGUCAUUGAUGUCCAAGGUGACCUUACAGGGAAGGAGCUAGAGGUAAUGCCCUAACUUUGCUUCCCGUAUAGCUCCCAUCUCUGCCUGGGCACCUCAUUGACAGAACCAACCAGUUACCAGUUGCCAGAGGGCAAAUAAGUGCCCUGAUGUAAGCCAGAUGGUCAGCCUCCUAAGGCAGAGAGCUGGAGGAUGCGUUCUGGAGGAACAAGGACGUGGAGUCCCAGCCCAGCUACCACUCAGUCCAACUCCCCCAUUUUACAGCUGAAUCUCCACUGGCUUCCCUCUCUUAGCUCAGUGUUUAUUUCCCUGUGCUACAAUCUCUUUAACACAAAUACCUUAUCAUUUCCUUUAGUCAAUCUGUUUCAACUGAGACUUUAAAUUCUCGUAUGUAUGAUGUUAAACACUUGGUAUUAGUAGAGCAAAGGAUUUGUUACACCUAAUUACUAGCCUUUAAUAUAGCUUAGCAUUCUUUGAUCAUCUUUCUGAUAGAUCAUAACACUUCAUCCUAGUGUUAGGAAGUUUUUUAUAUUCAACACUCUU